AUGGCGGUCGGUGAGGUAAUGAGGAUGGAGAUUCCCGCUGGUGGAGAUUUGACAGUUACUUCGCCGGAAUUACAUGUUCUUGCCGUCGACGAUAGUAUCGUGGACCGUAAAGUCAUCGAAAGGCUGCUAAGAAUCUCUGCUUGUAAAGUGACGACUGUAGAAAGUGGGACUAGAGCUUUGCAGUAUCUUGGCUUAGAUGGAGACAAAGGAGCUUCUCAUCUUAAGGAUUUGAAGGUGAAUUUGAUAGUGACGGAUUACUCAAUGCCAGGACUAACAGGAUAUGAUCUUCUCAAGAAGCUUAAGGAAUCUUCUGCAUUCAGAGAAAUACCAGUUGUGAUUAUGUCAUCUGAGAACAUCUUACCUCGAAUAGAACAAUGUCUAAAGGAAGGAGCAGAGGAUUUUCUCUUAAAACCGGUGAAACUAGCAGACGUCAAGCGAAUCAAACAGCUUAUAAUGAGAAAUGAAGCAGAGGAAUGCAAAACCUUGAGCCAUUCCAACAAGAGAAAGCUUGCACAAGACAUUGAUACAACAUCACCAUCAUCAUCAUCAUCGAGUCAUGAUGAUUCUUCUCUCAAGGACUUUCCAUCUUCAAAACGGAUAAAAUCAGAAUCUGAAAACCUUUCUUCUCUCCUUUGA
This is a messenger RNA of Microthlaspi erraticum, 636 nucleotides long. The record is from the annotation of a GenBank genome assembly. NCBI's taxonomy places the organism in Eukaryota, Viridiplantae, Streptophyta, Magnoliopsida, Brassicales, Brassicaceae.